UUAAUCAAAGAAACACGGAGAGAAUUUUCAAUCUUGCCGAGCAGAGGCAUCAAGCAGCAACCCUAAUCCUCUCCGGCGAUCACCAUCUCCAUCUCCAACUCGAUCCUCCGGUGAUGGCACCGCCACCGCCCGCGCCGCCAUCCAUGCCCUCUACCCAGGGCGCGCAGUACGCGCAGCAGUUCCUCACCACCGCGCUCUCCCAGCGCGGCCCCUCCGCUCUUCCUUACGCCGAGGACGCCAAGUGGCUGAUCCGCCAGCACCUCGUCUCCCUUGUUGACGCCUUCCCUUCUCUUCAUCCUAAGGUUACCCACUUCGUUCACAACGAUGGCCGCACCGCGCUCCUUCUCCAGGCCGAGGGCACCAUCCCCAUAGCCUACCAAGGCGCUGUCUACAACCUGCCAGCGUCCAUCUGGCUUCUCGAGACCUACCCCCGAUCCCCGCCGGCUGUCUUUCUCACGCCGACGCAAUCGAUGCUCGUGAAGCCCCAUCACCCGCUGGUUGACCGCUCCGGCUCUGUCCACUCCCCUUACCUUUUAUCCUGGCUCUUCCCGUCAUCCAACCUCGUCGAUCUUGUCCGAUCCCUCUCCCAUGCCUUCUCCCUCGAUCCCCCUCUCUAUUCCCGUCAAACACCUUCUGCAAACCCUAGUCCUAGCCCUAGUUCUAACCCUAACCCUAAUCCUAAUCCUAUUCCUAUUCCUAUUCCUUCGUCGCACUCGUCCCCAGCACCAGCAAGGGUUUUCUCAUCAUCGUCAUCGCCGUAUGCUCGCCCAGCGGCAUCGGUCGAGGACCCUGCUGAAGUCUUCCGCCGCAACGCGAUCUCGAAGCUUGUUGAUACGAUCCAUGGAGACCUUGCUGCGCUUCGUAAAUCUCGCGAGCUUGAGGUGGAGGGGCUUUUCACGACCCAAGCUGGUUUGAAGCAGCGAGAGGAGGAACUCAGGAAGGGAUUGAGAGAGAUGCUGGAUGAAAAGGAGGCGCUUGAGCAGCAGCUGCAGAUGGUACUUAUGAACACUGAUGUUCUUGAAGGAUGGGUGAGGGAGAAUGAAGGGAGGGGUAGGAGGAUUGGAGAUGUGGAUGUGGAUGAUGCUUUUGAGCCUUCGGAUCCAUUAUCCAAACAGAUGCUGCAGUGCACAGCUGCGGACCUGGCUGUGGAGGAUGUCAUUUACUCACUGGAUAAAGCAGCACAAGAGGGAUCGAUUUCCUUUGAGAUGUAUUUGAAGAAUGUGAGGGCCUUGUCUAGGGAGCAAUUCUUUCAUCGCGCAACCGGAGCAAAGGUGAGGGCUGCACAGCUUCAGUCUCAGGUGACGAGCAUGGCAGCGAGGGUGCCCCCACAGUAUGCUUCAUAGUUUGGGAAUGAUGAG
This is a messenger RNA of Dioscorea cayenensis subsp. rotundata (Guinea yam), 1358 nucleotides long. RefSeq names its product protein ELC-like. NCBI's taxonomy places the organism in Eukaryota, Viridiplantae, Streptophyta, Magnoliopsida, Dioscoreales, Dioscoreaceae. The record is from RefSeq and is a predicted model, not a curated record. Gene Ontology annotation, cellular component: ESCRT I complex. Bases 114 to 1343 code for a protein of 409 amino acids. The transcript has a single exon. Gene Ontology annotation, biological process: protein transport; endosome to lysosome transport; protein modification process. Gene Ontology annotation, molecular function: ubiquitin binding.